Molecule: messenger RNA, 15373 nt
Organism: Paramecium octaurelia
Lineage: Eukaryota; Ciliophora; Oligohymenophorea; Peniculida; Parameciidae
Source: the annotation of a GenBank genome assembly
AUGUCUUAAGCAUAUCAAUAGAUGAAUGAGGAACACCCUAAUGAAAUCGAGAUUCCCGUUAAUAAACCACCCAAUUAACAGGAUAACGUAGCUCAACAAAGCAACCAAGAAAAAGCUACAAAGUAAAAAAAUAUUUGAAUUUAUAGAGUGCAAAAAAAUAAGAAGAAGGUAGCUGAUUCAGAAUCAUCCUCCUCUUCGGAUGAUGACAAUAAACCCAUAAUCAAGAAAUCCGACUCUGGUGCUAAGAAGCGUGGGGAUAAAACGUAAUUUUGAUUUGUCAUCACUAUUUUAGGAAGUCUCUCUAGUUAUAAUAAAUGGAGUUAGAAGAUCAUAACAAACAAGCACUAAAAUGGGCAAUCCGUCUAAGAUCCUUUAUUCGAAUUAUAUUUUUAAUCAUAACAACAACAGUUUUGUUUACAGGCUUCUAUGUAAUAUUCGAAUUCUUUGCCUUUUAUGACGGUAUUUAAAAAAUACCAGCGAAUUCAAGAUUGACUAUGAAUGUUACAAACUGCAGAAUGCAUAUUAUAGAUAGUGUAUUAACAAUAACUUAUUUUAGGAAUACCAAAUAACUAAAUCAAUGUCAUCAAUUAAAUAUCUGGGUGCGAGCAUAACCACCUUAAAAAAGAAAAACUCGCAUACCCAAAGUCUAAAUUAAACAACCCUGGAAGGACCAAAAUUAGGUGAUGCGAUUGAUGAAAGUUCAAGCUUACUCAUACCAGACUUUGCCCUUGAAUAUUCAAUCCCAGGAAGGUUCAAUAUAGAUCCAAAUGCAAACACUUCAACUAUCUCAGAAGAUAUUCAAGGUAGCAAUUAUAGUUACGAAUUUACAAACUUAUUGUCUGAAUAAAGUUGUUAAAUAGAUCUCCAUGUCUACAAAUAAGCAGUUCUUGAUGACUUAUCAAUAAAUUGUUUUGGAUCCUGUUUUAUAGUGAUGACCUCCAACAAUAUAUCGUAUAACACAAUCAAUAUUGUAAUUAUUAACCUAUAACCUUUCAUUAGACAGGAGAAUUAGUUGAAUUGAAUGCGGUAAAAUUAAUAACUAAGAAUUUGACCUUCAACAGUGUUUAAGGAAGAUUUUAAGGAAAUUAUUUAUAAUUUGAAUAGUUCUCUGAUGUUAGAUUAGAAAAUGGAGAUAUCAUAUUUUAGACUGAUAAUGAAAUGAUGGUUAAUUGGACUCAUGCCAAUCCACAUUAUUGUUAUGCAGCUCCAGUUAUUGCAAAUCCUAUAGUCGUUGGUUGUCAAGAGGCACCAGCAUCUGAAGUAAAGGCCUUUAUUCAAGGAGUUGGUACAGGAAAGAAAAAGAAGAAGAAGGAUGAAGACAAAGAUAAAGAUGAUGAUGAAAAAGAUAAAGAUAAGAAGGAUGAGAAAAAAGAUAAAAAAGAUAAAGGAGGUGAAACAGAAUUUUUAAGUUUAGAGGAUGAAAUCUACGAGAGCUUUUUUGCUGAUGAACAUGAAAACUUAUAAGGAAACAUCAUCUUAUUACCAUUUGUAGAUACCUAUAAUGAUUCCAAACAAUUUCAAGUGGAAUUAGACUCAAUUACUCAUUAAGAAGAAAAAGAUGCUGCAACUCCUAAAAAGGAUGCUGAUCCUAAACAAGAUGAUAAAACUAAUCCCAAAGCCAAUAUGUAAAGUAAAACCAAAGACGUAAAAGAAAAGCAAGCUAUUCUAUUCCAACCAUCUUGCUUUGGUAAUUCAAUCUUUUGUUAAUCUUUGGAAUGCUAGAGUAUCAAAGAUGCCUUAAAAAAGUCUAAUAAUACCAUCAAUCCAACUAACUCAACCGACUAAAAUCAGGGAAAACCUUCAGGAUCAUAAUUAAGAUUCUUGAAAGAAGGGGAUGAAUUGGCAAAGGAUAAUAAAAAUGAGACUGCCAAGGAUGCCAACAAAACCGAAGCUAAGAUUGAUUACAAAGGAAUCUAUGCAGAAGCACAAAAGAAAUUACCUCACACUGUACCUGCAGGUUUGAGAUUCUUAAACGUUACUGGAAGAUUUGGCAAUGUUUAUGUGAACAUCAUUAAAAGACAAAAUAAGACUGUUACAACCAAAGACACUGUUAUCCAUGGAUUGAGUUAUGCAUCAGGAAGUGUCGACUUUGAUUUACCCAGUUAAAAAACACUAAGACAUUAUCUCAAAAUGGCUGAUGAUCCUCAUAACUUUGAUCCCAACUUUGUCCUUAAGGUCGGAUCUAAAAUCACCAGAUCUGAUAAUUAUUAAUAAUGGUCAUUGACUUACAACCCUGCCUACUCAUAUGUAAAACCUUGGUGGAUGGGUACCUUUUCAUUUACUUUAAUGAGUACAGCAUCAUGGACUUUGGAUUUGAAUUUGAGUCCUGGAUUCUGUCCCUAUCAUCCUGCUUUAGAUUUAGAUGAUAUUUACAAUACUAGAUUUUUGAUUGGAAAGUACUUUGAGAAAGCUGAACAUUCCAUUACAACAAUUUCUUGGUAAAAUUCAGUCAAAUUUCCAACUGAAAACUAUCCAAAGGAAGCCACAGGUUUACGUAAAUACAUUGAAUCCAAUAAUGAAUUUGAAAGGUGGAUUGAAAUAAUUAAAUUGAAUGAAACAAGCUAUCAAUUAACAAACAUCAAUUUAGAUUAAAGUCCAGCAACCCAGUGGGCUGUCUAUGUGUCAGUGAUCAUCUCAAUAUUAACAGCCUUCUUUUUAAUGUUGGGAGUACUUUACAUGAUAAAUUCAGUUUACAAAUAAAUUCUAGAGUAGGUUGCUGCAACUAAUAAAUAUAGUGGUAUUGAAAAAAAGAAUGAUGCUGAUGGAGCCUAGCCUUUAAUGAAAAUUGCUCCAGAAAAGGAAGAUAGCAAUGACAAAAAGAAGGAUGAUGGUUCGGAUAAAAAAGAUGAUACAGACAAAAAGAAAUAGUCUUCAUAAGAUAUGGAAAUGUAAUUAAUCUUUAUUUAUAUUUUAGUGUUUUGAACAUGAAUUUGGGAAGAUUACUAUUCCAAUUGUUCGUUUUGGCCCCUCCUCUAUCAGCAUUCAUAGAUUAUUUAUGUGUAUUGAUAAGCAAAAAGUACAUCAAUUCAGCUGAAGAAUUCUAUACUCACUUGUUUUAAAAGAAAUAAAAAAGCAACACAGAUUCAGAAUUACACAAUUUGACAACAGAAUCAAUUCUGGGAAAUGAGAUGAAAACAUUAUAUGAAAAGUUUUGUUUCCUCAAUGGUUUUCUUGAGUAAAAAUUGGAUGAUGAGAAGAAUCUUAAAUUGCUCAAGCAAAAGGGCUUUAAGAUUACACUUAAGGAAGAUGCCCAAACAGAAUCUUACAUUAGAGUACUUCUGAAUGGUAUGAUGCCAAAAUUACCAGUAAUCACACCUGAUAAAAAUCCCUUAGAGUUAUUUAUUACCAAUUGUUGUAAAUUAACUAACUUCGAGGAGGACAACAUUGUUGUGCAAACCUUCAAUGAAUAAUAUUAGGAAUUUUGUGUUUUGAACCAUUUACCCUAUGAACAACCAUCGGCUUCAGAAUUACAAAAGAGUUACAAUAUCACAAGCAAAUAUAUUCCAUAACAGUGGGUUGAAAGAGAUGAGGAAGAAGUCCAUAAAGAGGAUGAUGCUCCUCCCUCAUUUAUGAUGAAAGUGCAGAACUGCUUGACAGAUUGCCUUAAGAAAUGUCUACCAGAAUAAUAGACAUACAUUAUUAACAGAUAGAAAAUGUAGAAUCACUAUUCAUUGAUCUUGAAUAAUCCUGAAUUGAUAAAAACUUAAGCUGAAUUAGCUGAAGCCAAUAGAGAACUUAUUCUAUUUGGAGGAUGGUGGAUGGUUGAUUUCUUCACAGUGCUGGCUCACUUCAUAACAACAGUUAUUUUAAUCAUUCCUCUUUUCUCGUUUACAAUUUUAGAAAAGAUCUUAUAUGCUCAAUACUCCCUGAUUCCAAUCUAAUAUUUGAUUACUUUGGAGGAUAUUUUAUAGAACUAUUGGGUUGUGCCAUUAAAGUUAUAUAACGAAAGUACUUGGAUUAAGAAUGUCUUAAUUUUGGUUGGUAUCUAUUGGGUCUAUUCAAUUAUUGAUUUACUCUAUUAUUACAUUUCAAUGCAAUUCCCAUAGGAAAACUUCUUUAGAAAGGUAUCCCCCAAGACAGCAAACAGAAUUCAACUAAUUUUCAGAUAAAUCAUGUGGGCAUUGGUAUUGUAUUCAGCAUAUCAAUUAUGCGUUUUCAUCACUCUCGCAUUGGUAUGGUUACUCUUAGGUGCUAUUGUGAAUCCCACUGCAUUUUUGCCAUAUGCAACUGCAGCUGCAACCUUCAUCACUGUUAUCAGUUCAAAGGCUGCUCAAUUCAAGGAGAUUGCAACUGAUGGGUUUGAAACUGUAAUAGCAUACGUGUAGAAGAUUGCCAAAGAUCAAAUGGGCAGUAUGAUUGCUAAAAUGGACUUAAAAGGUAAGAUGCAUGACAUGAUGGACAGCGACGCAUUCAAGUCUGUGGCAGGGCAAGCUGCAAGUUUGGGAUUGGUUGAUUAGAGCACACUAGCUCACAUUGAAGAGAAUGCUGAUGCUUUAUUGAGUAAUCCAGACAAAGCUUUAGAGGCUGCAUCCAAUGCUGCCAGUGAAUUGUAAGCAAUAGCUGCAAAUCCUCAAGCUUUCGUCGCCAAAAUGAUGAAGGAGUUGGAAGAGAAGGCCAUCUAGAUGUUGAAAGAGUAGAUGGCGAAACAAAUUGAAGGAUAUGGAUAAGAAUUAGCUAAUAUUGCUUUGGCUCUUUUUAAGAAGGAUAAAAAUAUGUUCAAAAACAAUCUUACUUAAUUAAUUUACACAGCAGCGAACACUUUGAAACUUGAUAGUCUUAAGAAGAUUGGUCAACCAAUAAUGACGUUUGUUUGGGAAUUUGCUUAUCCCAGUGGAAAUACAGCCCAGAUGAGUCCAGAAGAUUAUUUGGAAGCACUCAUCCAACCAUGUGCAGAAUGCUUUGCUUAAUUGAUUCAAUAAGAGAGUGCCAUCUUAUUCCAAGAUUAGGAUAUGUAGAUGUUCGAGCCAAGAAUAUUAUCCUUGGUUUUAAAGAAGGCAAUUUCAUUGCAGAAGCAUUUGCAAUAAGAAAAUUUUCUGGGAGUUUUUAAUGAUCUUGAUUAAAUCAUUAAAUAAUUGAAGGAUGAACCUUAAUUCACGUAAAUUAAGUACUUGUCAAAGUAUUCAGGAUUGUUGAAGAUUGCUAUGUCACUGUUCGAAGGUAGAAAGGGUAAUUAAAUUACUUUCCACAAAAUAUUCGGAAUUAUUUCAGGCUUCUUUGAUGAAAUUCCAUAAUUGAAGGACAUGAAAGAUUUAUUAGGUCUGAUUGAAUUGUUAGUCAACUCAUUCAAUAAAUAGCACAAGGCAUUGCCAACCAAAUUGGUUAGAUAAAGAAUAUCAAAAGCAUUAGAUGUUAUUAAUGGCAUGAUUAAAGGUAGAAAGUCUAAUAUGGAUAAAAUAUUGGAAAAUCCAUCUUUAAUAACUUUGUUGUUCAAUUUCAUGUAGCAUAACUUUGAGAAGAUUCCAAAGGAAGUGAUUAGAGAUGUUUUUAAAUUCAUUUUUGAGAAUUUCCAUGAUGAGAGUGUGAAAUCAAUUAGAGAUUUGGUAGUCAGUGAAAGAGAAUUCAAGAAGCUCAUUCCAUUAAUGACAGGAGUUUUUGAAAUGGUUAGUCUGUUCAUGGAAGAUUCUAGAGAAUUGGCUUCGAAUUUACAUUUAUAAGCAAAUGCAUUCUCCAUUGAUGAGAAGAAAGCUCAACAAUUAUAAGCUGUCGCUUCCAUAAAAUAUUAUAAGUAUACGACUUACGAAGGUUCAGAGAACGAAGAGAAACUCUUUGAAAAAUUGCAAACCAAUCCUUUGUUGAUGAACUUGGCUACCUCUUUGAGAUUGGAUACAAAGACCUUACUUGCCAUCAUAGCAGUGCUUCUAUAAUUGUAUUCCAAAUAGGGCUUGUAAGACUUGUUUUAGAUUAUUUCUAAAAUCCAUAAGACUGAAGUCAAUAGAGUUAAACAAUUCUUUUCGCUCUUGAUCUUAUUCAAAUGCAACAAUGCAACUCAUUUAUCUAAUGCAUGUGUAGACCUAGAUAUACCCAGAGAGUACGUCAUAUUGGUAUUAUUGGGGAAGAAAGUGCUUGAUAUUGCUUAUGCAGAUGAGAGUAACUUGGAAAAAUUGGGAGCUAGUAAUGAAACAAUAGAUGCUAUCAAAAGUCCUGACUUUGAACUCAAGGCAUGGAUGCAAAAACUCAAAAAGGAUGUGGUUGCCAAAGAGGAUAACUCAGUUCAGGGAGGAAACUCUGGCAGAUUGAAAACAUUUUUAAUUGAAACCAUAUCAGAUCCUGCUUGUUAAAUUACUUCCUAAAAGGUUAAGGAUAUUCUAAUGGACGUUGGAAACAAUAACAACCAAUUUGCUCAAAUCACUUAAAGAGAAAUCGAUUUACUCAACAACAUCUUAUUAUUGAAGAAUAUUGAUUUGUUCACUUCCCCAUAAGCAUUGACUAGUGACACCAAGUAGAGUGUAUAUGCAUUUGCUUCAAUCUUGAAUGUCAACAAGUAGUUCUUUGAAGAUUUCAUCAACAUUAUCUUUUUGACUAAUUCUGAUAGGGUAAUUCAAUCUAUUCAAAAUUCCCAACCUAAAGUUGAUUCAAGUAAGGGCGAUGAAUUCAUUUCAAAAGAGAAUCAAAAAGAUUAUGAGAGCUAUUUGGAAUUCAUGUAUUCUAAGAUGGAGAUGAUCCAAAAGAAACAUCAAUUCAUUUAUUCCAAAAUGUAGACCUUGUUCCCCAUGAUCAAAUUGCCAUUGCCUCUAAUUGAGAAGUUGUUAUUUAACAAGGAUAAAGGAAUGGAUGUAAAUUCAUUUUAUCAACUCGCCUACUUAAUCAUUGAGAAGGAUGAGAAUGGAAAAUUACCAAAGGGAACUCUGAAUUAAUUGAAUAAAUCAGUUUCGUUUUUGACAUCUACUCUAAAUAGUCAAAAUGCUAAGGAUCUGAAGUAGGCUUUGGAUAAAAAGGACUUAAACGAUGGACAGGUGUUAGUCAUAUAAAUGUUGAAUGAAAAUUCAAAGUAGAGAUCCAUUACAUUGUUGUUGAACUUCUUGAUUCAAAAUAGUAAGAGAAGUAAGAAUGAUGAGAAAAGACCUCUUCCACAAAUUUAUCAUAUUUUCGCUUGUCUUUAUCUCUACUUCACAGGGCAAUGGUGUGAUUUAACAUUAACAUUCGAGGAUCUAGAAACAAAGUAAAUCCAGAAAUAAAAUAUUUUGUAGUAUUUGACUAAAAAAUUGGAUAUCAAGCAGGAGUUCUUUGAAGCAAUUCAUACAUUCUUUUUGAAUGAUAAUCAGAAAUUCACAUAAACAAUGGUUAAAUUUAUGAGAAGACAAUAGGCAUGUAAAUUUGAGAAGGAGAACCCAGGAAUCAAAAUACCAUUGUAAUCUUUAGUCAAAAUUCCAGAUCAGUUUGUCCUAAACUUUAUCAAUCUGAUCACAGGUCAAGGAUAUCAAACGUCUUUCUUCUCUAAAGAACUCUCCAUGGAUUCUGGAGUGGUUGAAAUGAUCAGCACAUUGACAACUAUCAAAAAUGCUAAGGUUUCUUCAUAGAGAAUACAGAAUUAUCAAUACUUGUCAACAUCUUCUAAGAAGUUGGGACCAUUGUUAGACAAAGUUGGAGUAAAGGGAGAUGAAUUUGUGUUGAUUUUGCAGAUUAUCUUCCAAGAUUAUGAAAUCAAUAAUAUUUAGGCUUUGAUAAAUGGGUUGAAAUUAGAGUAAAAAUUAAAAGUGUAGGGAGUUUAGAAUCUAUUGCAAUUAGACAAAGUGGUGUCUAAUUAUGAUAAAGAUUGGCUAAAGCAGAUAACAUCAAUAAAAGACAAUCAACUAAUCAAAGACAUGAAAGUUAAUCCAGAAAUAGCAGUAAUGACUAAAGGGUUGGUAAGAGGAAAGUAUACUGGGUUGGAAGCAUACAUUAAGAAAAUUCCUCAUUUUGAUUACGCUUAAUGUGAUGGUAGAGCAGAGUACUUUGGAUUGUUGUAAGGAUUGAUAGGUUGCAUAAGUGGGCCAAUCCCAGAUUAGUUUAAUGUGAAGGGAUUCUUGGCUAAUCUUUAUAAAUUAUUGGAAGAUCCAAAAACAAAAGAUAUUCCUACAGAAUUGACUUCAACUAAUAAUUCAGUUGAAUAUGCUAUUUAUAAGUUGGUAUAGAUAAUUCAGAUUGACCCAAUUGUGUUAAUGCUUACUCAAGGAAUGAUUCCUGCUUGGAGAUUGAUAUAAGAGACAUAUAUUAAUGAAGAAAAGAAAUGGAUCAACCCAGUUUUGGUCUUGUCAACCUUUUUGACAUUCCAAGCUAUUCCAACCUUGUUGAAAGAAAUGUUUGGAGAAGUUGAAUGGUUUAGAUAAAUAGAUGAACUAUUUUAGAAAAUUUAUUACAAUGACUAAGUUGAAGUACCAAACUUUGAACCUUUCUGGGGUGAGCCUGAUUGGUUAUAAGAGUAGGAAGAUUGUAUUGAAGAAGUAAAGAAGAAGCUAUUCUCAGAUACUAUUGAUUCAAUAGAGGAAUUAUAAGAUAUGGUGGAAAUAUGCAAUUUCAAUCCACAAGUGAUUCAAUUUUUGAAUAUUGGCAAAAAUGACAUCAAAAAUGCUUAAUUAGAUGUCUUGGCAGAUUCAGUGGAGAUGUAUGGAAACUUAAUUGGCGAUGAUGAUUUAUUAGGAAUUGCAAAUAUCAUCAGAAAUACACCACCCACUGAUCCACAAUUCAAUAAAAUUUCUUAUGAUCAAGCUGUGGAAAUGUUGAAAGAUGACCCAGAAGAAUAGCAAAAAUUAAAAGGCUUGUAUCCUUUGAUAUUGUAUCAAUAAAUGAUUAAGGUUUAUCAAGAAACUUGUUCGUUGUUCAUUGAUCCAAGAAGAAAUAUGGAAUAGAAAGUGUUGACUGAUUCAUGGAUAAUGAAAGAUAUUGAAUGUUAAUAGACUCCUAUUUUUACUAUGGGAAUUACCUCUACUUUGGCAAGUUUGAGAAGAUCAUUUUGGAAUCCUCUUGAGAAUCAAUAGCCUAGAGAUGAAGAGCAUUAUAAAAUCACUGUCCAAUAGAUAGACUUCAUCUUGACUUCAAUCGAAAGAAUGUAUUAUUUCAAGAAUUUCACAGACUAUUUCUCAAAAACUAAAGCAGCCAUAUUGAUAGGAUUGUCUUGUGGAUUUGCAAUAUCUGCUGAAAAUAUGAUCUCAGCUAAUUGUACUGCUAGUUUGGUCACAUAUCAAAGAGCCUUGAAACACAAAUCCUUACAAGCAAACCAAUAACAAAAGGUUUUGUACAAAUUUGAUUUCUUAAAGGACCUAAUUGAAAAGAGAUAGGAAGAAUUUUGCUCUAUGCAGAAUAGAUUCUUUAAAUCCUAUCAAUUUAAUAAAAUCCUCAAGUAUGGCUUAGAUAUUAUUUCAGAGCCUGAAAAUUAUCUGAAGUUCUCAAUUCAAAAUAUCGAAACUACUCCUGAUUAAGGUAUCAAUUGGGAUGAUUACUUCUUUGAUAUCGGGUUCUUGCAAGGCAGUUCUCAAAUAACCAAAUGGAUUAGGGCAGAAGGUGUUGAUAAAAAAGUCAGUGCAUAAACUCGAUUACCUAUUUUGAAAGAGAGACUUAAAUAGUUGAUGGACAAAGAAAUUCAUGAAUAACAAGACGCUAUGAAAAAGGCAUGGGUCAAUUAACAAAAGUUAAACAUUGAUCCUAAAUAGAAUUCUUCUCAGGAACCUACUCUCGAAGAAGCAGUGCUUGAGGUUGUAGAUGUGAGAACUGGUAAAAAGUGGUUGAGUGUAUUGAAUUCACAAGAACAAUGGUCAUAAGCCUGUUAUCAAUACAAUGACAAUAUAAGAUUGUUAAUUGAUAUUUGGAAAGGCAAUUACUUAUCUAUAAUUGAACCAGAUACUUAUUUCACAGACGAGGAACCUGCUGCUGCCAUGGCAUAUUAUGGAUUAGCUGCCUUGUCUGGAGCAUUUUAUAAGGUUAAGAAUGGAUGGAAACAAAACACUCCUCAAUAGUUAUCAGCCUAUUUAAAUGCUUGCUGUUGGAAUACCUCAUCUAAUAAGAAGAAUUUACAAGAAAUAUUAUCAGUCUUCUUGAAAUCUUUCGAAGGAUUCACAGUAUUGGCUCAAUCAUUGCAAUAGAAUGUCUAAUUGGUUAAUAGCUUUGUUAAUUUGUCNCAAUAAAUGAUUAAGGUUUAUCAAGAAACUUGUUCGUUGUUCAUUGAUCCAAGAAGAAAUAUGGAAUAGAAAGUGUUGACUGAUUCAUGGAUAAUGAAAGAUAUUGAAUGUUAAUAGACUCCUAUUUUUACUAUGGGAAUUACCUCUACUUUGGCAAGUUUGAGAAGAUCAUUUUGGAAUCCUCUUGAGAAUCAAUAGCCUAGAGAUGAAGAGCAUUAUAAAAUCACUGUCCAAUAGAUAGACUUCAUCUUGACUUCAAUCGAAAGAAUGUAUUAUUUCAAGAAUUUCACAGACUAUUUCUCAAAAACUAAAGCAGCCAUAUUGAUAGGAUUGUCUUGUGGAUUUGCAAUAUCUGCUGAAAAUAUGAUCUCAGCUAAUUGUACUGCUAGUUUGGUCACAUAUCAAAGAGCCUUGAAACACAAAUCCUUACAAGCAAACCAAUAACAAAAGGUUUUGUACAAAUUUGAUUUCUUAAAGGACCUAAUUGAAAAGAGAUAGGAAGAAUUUUGCUCUAUGCAGAAUAGAUUCUUUAAAUCCUAUCAAUUUAAUAAAAUCCUCAAGUAUGGCUUAGAUAUUAUUUCAGAGCCUGAAAAUUAUCUGAAGUUCUCAAUUCAAAAUAUCGAAACUACUCCUGAUUAAGGUAUCAAUUGGGAUGAUUACUUCUUUGAUAUCGGGUUCUUGCAAGGCAGUUCUCAAAUAACCAAAUGGAUUAGGGCAGAAGGUGUUGAUAAAAAAGUCAGUGCAUAAACUCGAUUACCUAUUUUGAAAGAGAGACUUAAAUAGUUGAUGGACAAAGAAAUUCAUGAAUAACAAGACGCUAUGAAAAAGGCAUGGGUCAAUUAACAAAAGUUAAACAUUGAUCCUAAAUAGAAUUCUUCUCAGGAACCUACUCUCGAAGAAGCAGUGCUUGAGGUUGUAGAUGUGAGAACUGGUAAAAAGUGGUUGAGUGUAUUGAAUUCACAAGAACAAUGGUCAUAAGCCUGUUAUCAAUACAAUGACAAUAUAAGAUUGUUAAUUGAUAUUUGGAAAGGCAAUUACUUAUCUAUAAUUGAACCAGAUACUUAUUUCACAGACGAGGAACCUGCUGCUGCCAUGGCAUAUUAUGGAUUAGCUGCCUUGUCUGGAGCAUUUUAUAAGGUUAAGAAUGGAUGGAAACAAAACACUCCUCAAUAGUUAUCAGCCUAUUUAAAUGCUUGCUGUUGGAAUACCUCAUCUAAUAAGAAGAAUUUACAAGAAAUAUUAUCAGUCUUCUUGAAAUCUUUCGAAGGAUUCACAGUAUUGGCUCAAUCAUUGCAAUAGAAUGUCUAAUUGGUUAAUAGCUUUGUUAAUUUGUCUAUGUAGUUAUAUGAUACAGAUAUUCAAUAAUCUGAAGAUCAAUUGACUUUGAUCAAAUCAAUGAAUCUCUCAUCAAAUGACACUGAAGUAUUGAAUUCAUUGAUUGAUGCCUAUUUGGGCAAAAUGGAUGUGUAUUAUCAAUUGGCUGAUUACUCCUAGGUCAUUAAUCCUAGUACAGCUACCAAGUUUAAGCCGGUCUAGAUGAAUAACCUAAUUAAAAAAAAGAGGGGAGAUGCGUAACCGUAAGCGAAAUAGGACCAACAAUAGAAUGAAUAAAAGAAAGCAGAAGACACCAAACCUGAAGAGAUUAAAUAAAAUCCCCCAGAAGAACAAUAAUAAUAAUAACAAUAACAAUAAGGAAAUGGAUAGAAUCAAGGCCCAGUUCCACCUGAAUUAUAAAAUGCUUAAUCAAAAGAAUAAAAGUAGAAGAAAGCACCAGAAAGGAAAGGAAAAUCUAAAUUAUAAUCUUCCUUUGGUAGUUCUGGAGAUAGAUACUUUUCAAUCAAAACAAUUUUAUUAAAACUACUGUAUGGAUUUGAUCAAUCUUAAUUACAUUAGAUAGAGAAAAUUGAUGCUGUUAGAUUUGAUUUCAGCAAGUAUUCUGCCUUAUCUUCGGAUCCAAAAAAAACAGAGGAAUACUUUGUAUUGUUGCUCUGGUAAUUAGCCUAAGCAAUCACCAAAGAAACAUUGCCCACUGACCUUAGAUUACCAAUCUUAACUGAUUUCGAAAUAGGAUAAUCAAACGACUUAGCAAAUGAAUACAAAAAUAAUCUGACUACCAUUAGAUUAAUCACAUAAUUCAUAAUAUAGAUAGUUAAUGACGAUUAUUCAUUCUUUUUCUAAAAGGAUGAUGACGUCUCUGUGGUUUUGUAAAAGCUCUCCUUUACUAAGGAAGAUCCUCAAGCGGAAUUGCAAUUCCUAAGAGCCAUGAUAGGUUUGAAAUCCAAUAAGAUGAUGCUCAUUUAAAAUAAAAGAGCUCUUCAAAAGAAUAAACGAAAUAGUCAAAAUGCAAAUAAACCUGAAUUGUAACUUGAUAUUCAAAAACAAGUUGAAAACUUAAUUGAAUCCAAAAUUAUUAAUAUAAAACUUGAGAAUAAGAGUGAUUAGGAGAAUGAAGAUCUUUCAAAGAAUAUCGCUCUAUUAUUUUUAGCAAUAUCAAGUGGUAACAUUGAGAAAAUGUAUACAGCUAUUUUACCUCAUGAUUCCAUGAGUGCUGGGUUCAUUUUAACAAUGUUCAUGUGGAAGAACAUCUCCACUAUUAUUGGUAAUGAAGAAUUCUUAAAGCCAGAUAAUGCUAUGAGAAUCAUUCCACCCUUACAACUAUUGCCAUUGUUGAUCUAUUCUUAAAUUAAUGAACAAUAAGAUAAGAAGAAUGGAACUCUGAGAAAUAACCAAAGAUAAAAGGUCAUUACAUCCUUCCAAAUAAUCUUAAAUGCAAUUAAGAAGAAAUAAAACAAACCUGGCCAUAGCGACUAGGAAUUCUACAACAAAAUUGAAAAAAUGUCCUAAAGCAGAAAAAAUCAAUCUUUCUCUUGGAGUUUAUGGUUAUUGAAAAUGCCUGAUUUCUUGAGAGUUUAAACUUAAAUUCAAAUGGAAAUGGAAAAGGAAGUAGACAAAUCAAAGAAAACAGCAUUUUCAAGGAGAGAAUGUGACUUCAUAUUCAAAAUUAUGACAGGAUCAUACUUUGUUGAAAAGAUAGAGUAAGUUAAAUUCAUUGGUCCCAUCUUCAAUUUAUAUAAGAUUUGCAAUCAAAUCAUCAACUAUCCUGAAACUGUAAAAAUCUAGAAUAUUGAUUUCAAAAAGAUCAUUCCAAAUACCAUUAUCACAAUAAGUGAUUAUGUACCUGAUGCGAUCAGAACUUAUCUAGGAGUAUUCGACAAGUUUGUUUAAUUAUUUGUAUUCAUCUAAAUACCAGAAAGAUCUUUGAAAGCAAUGAAGGACUCUUCAGAUAAAUUAGAAUAAUAAAAAAAUUAAGCUGGAUCUCAAGUCCACUCUUAAAGAGAUGAAGAAGAGUACGAUUAUGAUGAUGAUGAUGAAGACAGAGAUGGCGAUGACGAAGUAGAUGAAGAUGAAGAAGAAGAGGAUUAGGAUGAUGAAGAAAAUGACAAUGAAGAAAAAAAACAAUAAGAUGAUGCUCCAGCUGAUGGAUUAGCUUAAAUUACAGAAACAAUUAAUGAGUUCAUUUUGGAUGUGUUAGGACAGACUGUUAAUUCUUUGUGGUUGAGCUUUAAGGAAGAAAAUAGAUAGUCCUUAAGUGAUUAAAUCGAUAAACUCAACAAAGAGAUUAAUGAAAAGAAGGCAAACCAAAUAAAAUAAGAUUAAUCAAAAAGAUUGAGUACCAACCUUCCACUUCUGGGCUAAGGAUAGUUGUUAUAGCCACAGAUUUAAUAAGGAUAAUAGCUCCCCUUAUAAUAACAAUUAGGAGGACCUAUGGUUGGACAAACUUAAAUAGUAAUGUAAUAGUAAAUAACAAUGACAUCAUAAAUCCAAUAAUAAAUCCCUAUGCAAUAAUAAAUUCCUUUGUAAUAAUAAUUACCUAUGUAACAACAACUACCUUUGUAGUAAUAAUUACCUUUGUAAUAAAUGAACCAAUAAUUGGGAAAUCAAUAAUAAAUGAUGCCACCUAUGGCUUUGGUUCCCUAAGGAUACAAUUUCUAAGAAAAAGCAAAGAAAUUGCAAGAAUUACAAGUUUAGUUGACUAAGAUUGAUGAGCAAUCAACUUAAGUGAAACGAUUAAUUUCUGGUAUCAUUUUAUUGCUAACUGGAUACAAUAUUGAUGAUUUGAAGGCUUAAAAUGAUGGUGAGAAGAAACUUCAGGUUUUGUGUUUCAUUAUUGAUUCAGUUCUCUUUAAGAACCUCAAUCUGUUGCAAUAUGUGAACACAGUUAUUAUUCGAGAACUAUUCUAAGAAAUACAGAAUAUCAACAAUUGCCCAUUGAAGUCAAUCACUAAUUAAGACUUUUUGUUCCAAAUUGAGUCCUUAUUGUACACUUUGACUGGUCAAGAUCCCAGCAAUGAAGUUAAGGAUAAGAAAUAAAAGGGUGGAGUAGUUUAAUAAAAGGAUAAGCAGGCAUCAAAAUCUGAUCAAUGGACUAUUGCAUUACCUAAACGAGCUAAAAUAAUUGAAUUACCUAUGGGAGUGAUCAAAUGCAUCUUUGGAUUGGCUAGUUACAAUUUCGAAUAUGUACCCAAAUUGUUGAAGGAAUUGUCUGUUAGUGACAGUGCAAUAAAGAUAGUUGAAUAAAUUAUUAAGUAAGUUCAAGAAAUGGGAGUAUUCGGCGGCAAAUAGUUAAGCAUUGGUGGAGGACAGCAAGAUUCAAAAAAAGCCAAAGAAGUAUAAGAAUUAAUGAAGAAGAUUCAAGAGGGAACAGCCACCAAUCAAGAUAUGUUCAAAGCUAUAGAUGGUAAACUAUAUUAAAUAUAUUAUUUUAGAGGAUGGAACUAAAAGUAUCAGUAAGUCAGAAUAUGGAACACUAGCAAAGAGAUUAGGAAUGAAUCUUUCUGAGCAUAGAAUUAAUGAAAUCUUUGCUAAUAUCAAGAAGGGAUCUUCCCAAGCCAAUUAAGAUUCAUUAAAUGAAAAAGAAUUUGACUAAGCUAUGAAAUAUCUCCAACAGAAGAACACAGACAUGGCUUUAGAUUUUCUGGGAAUUUCUCCAGGAUUAUUGACUAUGCUCUUAAUACAAGGGGCAAUAAUCCUAUUGCUAAUAUUUAUCUUUAUCUUCUUGGGAAUUCAGGCCUUUGCUCUUGGUGGCACAUUUGGAGCAGUAGUUAACAGUAUUCUACCAAUGGGUAUUAAUAAAAUAUUAAUUUUUAGCUGCUGGAGGUGGAGCAGGAAGCAAGGCAGAGAAAGUUAGUGAAAAGAAAGGAGAUGAUGAUUAAAUUGGAGACUCUGUUGACAAAACCCAAAAGAUCAUCUAAUCAGAUACAAUUUGAUUAUUUAUAUUAAAC